Molecule: messenger RNA, 3076 nt
Organism: Centropristis striata (black sea bass)
Lineage: Eukaryota; Metazoa; Chordata; Actinopteri; Perciformes; Serranidae
Gene: myb
Product: v-myb avian myeloblastosis viral oncogene homolog
Exons: 14
Coding region: 62-1867 (601 amino acids)
Biological process (GO): regulation of DNA-templated transcription
Cellular component (GO): nucleus
Molecular function (GO): DNA-binding transcription factor activity, RNA polymerase II-specific; RNA polymerase II cis-regulatory region sequence-specific DNA binding
Source: RefSeq, a predicted model, not a curated record
CAGCGCACAUAGUGAAAGUACGUGCUCAGCGUAACCUGCGAGCCGCUCUACAGAUAUUAACAUGGCUCGGCGGCCGAGAAACAGUGUUUACAGUAGCGAGGAGGAUGAGGAGGAGAACGAGAUGUAUGAACAUGAUUAUGACGGCUCGAUGGCCAAGGCAGGGAAACGCCACCUUGGCAAAACACGCUGGACACGAGAAGAGGAUGAGAAGUUGAAGAAACUUGUUGAACUUCAUGGAUCAGAAGAUUGGAAAAUCAUUGCAAGCUUACUAACUAACCGUACAGAUGUGCAGUGCCAGCACAGGUGGCAGAAAGUUCUUAACCCAGAGCUCAUCAAAGGGCCAUGGACCAAAGAGGAGGACCAGAGGGUGAUUGAGCUGGUGCAGAAAUAUGGAGCCAAGCGCUGGUCGGUGAUCGCCAAGCACCUGAAGGGGCGCAUUGGCAAGCAGUGCCGAGAGCGCUGGCACAACCACCUGAACCCAGAGGUGAAGAAGACGUCGUGGACUGAGGAGGAGGACCGGAUCAUCUACCAGGCACACGAGAAGCUGGGCAACCGCUGGGCUGAAAUCGCAAAGUUGCUCCCUGGCAGGACUGACAACGCUAUAAAGAACCACUGGAACUCCACCAUGAGGCGAAAGGUGGAACAGGAGGGUUACCUUCAGAGCGCGGCUAAGAACGGCAACUCUUCACUCUCCAUCAGCCAUGGCUACGUCAAGACCAACAAUCACAUCAUGGGUUUCUCCCACCACUCACCGAGCCACGCGCAGCUGCCUCCUUUGUCGCCACUCAACUACGCAUACAUCUCCGACACACACAGAGUACCGCUCCCCAUGGCAUGGCAUUUGAACAUCCUUAACAUUCCCCAGCAUGGAACCGCUGCUAUACAGAGACACUAUAGUGAGGAAGACCCUGAGAAGGAGAAGAGGGUAAAAGAGAUCGAACUGCUGCUCAUGUCAACAGAAGAUGAGCUGAGAGGCCAGCCGUCACUACCAAUGAGUUUGUCCUAUCCGAGCUGGGUCAGCCAGAGCUCUUUGACCAACAGCUCAGAGGGUUUAAUGCUAUUACCUCAUCACCAGGCAGCCGCCCCUGCCCUGCCUCUCGACCAGAGCUGCCUACCCGAGGAGAGCGCCUCUGCAACACGUGCCCACAGCAAUAACAGCAGCAAUUGUAACAACAACAACAACAGCCAUCACAGCAGUCCGACGUUCUCAAAUACUAUUCCAGAGUUCAUGGAGUGUGUCAUUGAUUCGUUUCUCACCCAGUCGAUGAGCCCAGAACACUCCGACAACGACAGUUUACCAAUGAGCUCGCCUGUGGACACCAAGCCUCUGAUCGACCACACUAUCAGGCACCAGAAGGAGAAUGAAAUGUUCAGAACUCCAAACAUUCGUCGUUCGAUCAUGGAGUCUUCUCCUUGUACACCCACACCGUUCAGGUCAGCCCUGGCCAUGCAGGAGGCCAAGUACGGACCCCUCAAACUACUGGAGCACCAGAUGGUGGAUUCCAUCAAGCAGGAGCCGAUGGAGUGCGCCAUUGAACCGCCUCCUCUGAAAAAGAUAAAACAAGAGGUGGAGUCCCCAUGUGAGAGGAGCCCGUGUAUGCAGUGGGAAGGACAAGACCUUCACACGCAGCUCUUCUCCCCUAACGGCCCCGCACAGGAAGUACCUGACCUACUCACAAGCUCAUUACUGAGUGAAGAUGGACACAAAGCCUACCACGUUCCUCGCAGAGGCAUGGGCAGCCCACUACAGCAGCAGCUCAGCUCCUGGGAACAGGUGACCUGUGGGAAAACAGAGGAGCACGUUUUGGCCUCGGAGCAGAGCCACAAGUACAUCAGCACUUACCCUACGAGGACACUGGUCAUGUAGACAGAGACACAUGUUGAACUGGAAAGAUCAACAAUCCCUGCGCUGGACGCAGCGCCGCGGAUACAUUUUUGUUGUGGUACAACAGUUGGGAGAGGCUCUAUGCCAUUGGUGUUUUUACACUCACACUUGUUGGAUUUCAACCAACCAAAGACUUGAUAUUUUUAAAUCUUUUUAUAUAGAAUCUUCUCUGGGUUUUAUUGUACGUCAUUUUACUUUUUGGUCUUGUCACUGUGUUAUUAUUAUCCAUGUUGUAUUAUAAAUGGGAAACUUUUGGUGGCUAUAUAAUUUGCAUUGGGCUGUAUUAUUAAUUCCAUAUUUUGAUAUUAAUAUAAAGAACAAGUUGAUUAAUUUAUUUCCUUUGUUUUAAUAAUGACAAUGUUGUUUGUUUUUUUUACAAUUGGCCUAUGGAUCAGUGUUGUAAGUUAAGUAUUUAAGCCCUGUUAGCAUUAUCAGAAAUCCAAAGGCAUAUUAAUGAAUUCAAAACUGACCUCUGUAUUUCAGUCAUGCAACUUUUCGUUGUUGUUUUUUUCCUUUCUCAUUUUUGAAAAGGCUACAAUGUGUCUACUGAGAAUUUCAAGUGUUUGGUCUGUGCCACCCCAUGUAAACACUUUACUACUGAGCAAGGACAGCUGCAUCUGUUCCUACAUCAUGAUUCAACUAUGAAUGAUCAUGUUUUACACAACAGAAGGGGCCAGCCUUAUUAGUAUUACCUAACUACCUACAUAUUGGCACCUUUAUUUCAUAUAAAUUGAGUUUUCAUUUCAAUUAUCAAUUUAUUUCUGGCAUUCGCAGUAUCCUGCAUAGGGAAACAUUCAGUGAACAAACAUUAAAUGUGUUAAAAAAAAUAAGUUUAUAUAUUUAUACAUUUAAAAAUGAGCUUAUAUGUUUGAAACCAUGAGCUUCACCCAGUAAGAGUAAGACCAAGCUGCACUUGAAUCACCAUAAAAAGCGAGAAUACACUGAUAUUUUAUAUUAUGCUACAAACAAACCCUGAUCGAAACUUUUGUAUGGUUUUUGUUUUCAAACAUUUCUUUAAAUUGUUUUGUAUUGUUGUAAAUGCAUAUUCAGUAAGCAUUUUGUUUUCUUACUAAGACUGCAGUAGCCCAUGUCAAACACUUAGCAGACAUUCUUUUUAUACGGCUUCUUUUUAUACUAGCUUUUUGCAAAAAUGAUUUUAUAAAAGCAUUUUAUACAUGCCAAGUUUUUAUG